GAUCUCAGCAGAGCAGAAGUUGGGAUGUGGGGAUGCAGGCACAAAGCAAACCAAGCUGCCUUCCUGGAGGAGCCUUUGGGGUGACAGAUCUGUUUAUGGGAAGUGAUCUAAGGCCCACUGAUACUGAGGAGGAUCCGUGGAGGGGUGCAGGGUACCCUUCAGAGCCUCUGACUGAGGUUCACCCCACAGCAUGGCAGACCUGGUCCCCAGCAUGUCUCUACAAAAUAUCUGGGCUUGUGUGUUGAGACAUAGCAGACAUCUUUUAAAAAGGAUUUACUUUUAAAUUUGUGUGUGUGUGUGUGUGUCUGUCUGUCUUUCUGUUUGUCUGUCUGCAUACAUAUAUGAAGAGGCUGGAAGAGGGCAUCAGAUCAUCUGGAGCUGGGGUUACAGUGGUUGUGAGCUACCUGCUUGGCAUUGCAGGAACUGAACUCACCCUUGAGCUAGUUAAGGGCUAGGGCUCUUAACUGGUGAGUCAUCUCUCCAGCACCAUAGCAGGCAUCGUUUAAAGUAUAGAGCUGAUUUUGCAAGAGAGUGAUGAGGGACCUCCAGGGAUCCCCAAAGGAAGAAAGACACAAGUUCCCAAAUAGGGAGGGGCAGGUAGGUUAGGGGGGGUCAGGAACAUGGCCAAGCUCAAAUACAGAUAGGCUUGAACUGGUGUUGGCAAGCCAUGAUUAAUCGUCACUAUGGAGUGGUACUAUGAAGCCCCGGGAAAGCCAACAAAAAGGCUUCUCUGUUAAUAAAAAGUAUGGUCUAGAAAAAGUAUACAUGGGGGCCAAAGUAGAAACUGGGAAGUUUUCUCUAGCUUGAUGUAGACUUUAGAAACUUGUAACCACCAGCUGGUUUAGAGGUUGAAAAUUAGACCACUUGGUAAUGGGACAUUGCUCUCCAGUGUAGGCGUGCUUAUAAACUUUAAUAUCCUAGGGUUGUCUGGUAGACACAAAACAAGCCAUAAAGAUAAGCUUGUAUUGCAGAUGAGUAAUCUAGAAAUUUCUCUUGUACAAAUUCCUUCCCAGGAGAGAUAAAAGCUGUACCUGCUCCUUCUCCAAAGGUCCCAGUGACAAACUCAGAUACCAGAGUUCACUCUGGGAACCAUCGUGUUUUUAGGCUUCUUUAUAGAGCAUAGGAGAUCAGCUACUUACAGGAUGUGGGUAUGCCUCCCCCAGUAAGCCGCACCUGGAAAGCCUUGACCAAGUAGGGAUGAGGGCUUCCCUGUGGCCACAUAGGUAGAGCUCCUCCCUAAUGUAUAUACUGUAGCCCCUUCUCAAAGCCAUAUGCAAUUAAGGUAGAGGUUUGUAUAGCAGGUGGUAAGAACUUUAGAGUGGUAAGGAACUUUCUGGAAAGCCUGAUAGAGAACAGGAGUUUGACCUUGUCUGGCAGGAGGAGAAUACGUCACAUGAUGCAAGGGAUUAGUGGUAAUAUCUCUGGGGUGUCCAGGGGACAUCAGAAAGACCUUGAAUCCAGGCGGAGUUGGUCUGCUUUGUUCAGUAGAUCUGAGUUGCCUAGGCUGGCCUUGAACUUGCAGACUUCUUUAGCAACUACCUGCAUGGCUGGGAGGACAGGCAGAUUUUCUUUUCAUCUAUGAGAGAUGACUGACAUGUAAUAAAUGAUCCUGGGAAGGGAGCCAGCAGGAACAUUAAAGCAGUGUGGUUAAGGCUUCUUCAGUAGCCAGAGAGUGUGUGGGGAGUCGGGGCUCAAAGCACUAAGCUGGUGUGAUGCCUUUGACUAGUCUAGGAUUUUGUGCUCAGGAGCUGGAAGGAUGCUGUGCUGGCUAGUUUUAUGUCAGCUUGACACAAGCCAGAGUCAUCAGACAGGAGAGAGCCUCAAUUGAGAGAAUGUCUUCAGAGGAUCUGGCUGUAGGCAAACCUGUAGGGUAGUAUCUUAAUUAGUGACUGAUCGGGGAGAGCCCAGUCCAUUGUGGGUGGUGCCACUCUUGGGCUGGUGCUCCUGGCUUCUAAGAAAGCAGGUUGAGCAAGGCAUGGGAGCAGGCCAGUAAGCAGCCUCCCUCCAUGGCCUGAGCAUCAGCUCCUGCAUCAGGUUCCUGCCCUGACUUCCUUCAGUGAUGGACUGUGAUGUGUGAUCGACUAUGAUAUAUGGAAGUGGAAGCCAAAUAUGCCCUUUCCUCCCCAACUUGCUUUGGUGUUUCAUCACAGCAAUGAUAACCCUAACUAGGACAGAAACUGGUGCCAGGAUUGUGGCGUAUUGCUGUGACAGAUCUAACCAUGUUGGUUUUUCUUGGGAGGAUUGUGGAACUUUUGGAACUUUGGGCAAGAAAAGCCAUUGAGAGUUGAGGGCUCAGCGAGUUCUUCUGUGAAAGCGUGGAUGAAAAGAGCGCUGAGAGAAACGCAGACAGUGGGCUUGGCUUGUGGCGUUCCAGGGGGAAGGCUGAGUGACGAAGGGAGGCUUAAGGAAGGCUAGUCAGGGCCACUGAGUAUUAACUGUUUGGAAUCAAGAUUCUAUUGAAUCUUAUUCUAUAAGUCAAAUUACCAGUGACUAAGAAGAGCCCAGAAUUAUUGAGGUGAACUCUCCUGGGAAGUGUUUCCUCAGGGUCAAUACAGAAACCGUGUUCCAGAAGCAGCCAUGGUUGUACCCUGUGCUGGCAGCUGAGCUUGGUGUAGUGUAAGAGUCACUGGUUUUGAAGGCAUGAAGGGGUCAUGGAGAGCAGCUGAGGCUUGGCACUGUGAGGCCAGGAAAGGCCAUUGGUGAAGGGACAGCCUCAGAAGCAGUUGAAGGACCGAAGGGGCCACACAGAGGUGAGGCUGGGCACCGGGAAGAGAGCACAGGAGACACAGUGGGUGAGAGUGCAGCUCAGUGGAGUGGAGACCUGAGCAUUUUGGAGAGGUCCAUCUCUUGGGAUGACCAUCAGGAAGAGCUCAAUGGACUGUGGCCAGUUGGAGCCUGACGACAAGCUGAGUGUGCUAUAGAGGCAAAAGCUGAUGCAGAGACCAUGGACAGUUGCUGCUUAGAGGGCAGAACCAGAGAUUUUGAUCUGAGCCCCUUGGAGAGGAUCCAGAUCAGGAGUGAUCCCGGAUAAUGGACGUUGAGUCGUUUCCCAGUUGGAGUUUGGUUUUGAUUUGGUUUGAUUGUGAGUGUGACCUGGCUCUUUCCUCUUGAGAUAAGAAAAGUAUUUAAGUUAUUUUGAUUUUAUAGGAACCUAAAGCUGAGAGAAAAAGACACUGAAGUUUUAAAGUGUUUGAAUUUGUAAGACUGUGGAAUCUUUAUGUUUGAUAAUCUAUUUUGAUGUUAAUAUUCAUGUGUAGCCUUGGGAAUGCACAAGAAAGGAAAGGCUGUGGCUUAGUGUGACAUGUUUGUGUAUAAGCUGACAAGGGCCCAGUUGUGCUGGAUGGGUUUAUGUUAACUUGAUUCAUGCUAGAGUCAUCGGACAAGAGGAAGCUUGAAUUGAGAACAUGUCUCCAGGAGAUCUGGUUGUAGGCAAGCCUGCGGAACAUUUUCUUAGUGAUUGAUGGAGGAGGGCCCAGCCAUUGUAUGUGGGGACACCCUUGGACUGGUGGUCCUGGGGUCUAUAGAGAGUAGGCAGAACAAGCCGGAGGAGCAAGCCAGGAAGCAGCAUCUCCAGUGUCUGCAUCAGCUUUUGCCUUCAGACUCCUGCCCUGCUUGAGUUCCUGUCCCAACUUCCUUCAAUGAUGGACUCCAAUGUGGAAGUUUUUUCCAUCUCUGAGAUGGGGAUUGUGCUACUUCAGACAUGGCACCUGUGAGAUCGCAUAGAAGGACCACAUGUGAGAAUGAGACCUUGGAGUGAGUUGUAAGCAGCGGCCGUGCAAACACCUUUUCUGCACUCUUCUGGACUCUUCUGAGUGCUUGGGAGGGAGUGGAGGAGUGGGUUCUAGUCCAGGAGGGCUUCCUGGAAGAAAGUGGUGGCUUUAGAGCCGACACUGUUGUCUGCUAUCCCCUCAGGACCUCCACAUUCCCAAUGAGGACCGAAUCAAGCAGCUGCUGGGGCAGGAUGCCUGGACCUCACAGAAGAGUGAACUGGCUGGCUUCUAUCCCCGGCUCAUGGCCAAGUCAGACACGGGCAAGAUUGGCUUAAUUAACUUGGGCAACACAUGCUACGUGAACAGUGUCCUUCAGGCCUUAUUCAUGGCUUCUGACUUUCGACACUGUGUGCUCCGCUUGACUGAGAACAACUCCCAGCCCUUGAUGACCAAGCUGCAGUGGCUCUUUGCCUUCCUGGAGCACAGUCAGAGGCCUGCCAUCUCUCCUGAGAACUUCCUCUCUGCGUCCUGGACGCCCUGGUUCAGCCCUGGCACCCAGCAAGACUGUUCAGAGUAUCUGAAGUACCUGCUGGAUCGGCUUCAUGAAGAAGAGAAAACUGGGAUGAGGAUCUGCCAGAAGCUCAAGCAGUCCAGCUUGCCAUCCCCACAGGAAGAGCUCCCCAGCUCCAAUGCAACGUCGGUGGAGAAGAUGUUCGGAGGCAAGAUUGUGACCCGGAUAUGCUGUCUCCACUGCCUCAAUGUUUCCUCAAGGGAGGAAGCCUUCACAGACCUCUCUUUGGCCUUCCCUCCUCCUGAGAGAAGUCGCCACCGCCGCCUCGGCUCCGUGAUGCUCCCCACGGAGGAUGUGCGAGUCCAGGAGUUGACACUGGCUCCCAGAGCCCCCGGGGCGCAGAGGCAGAGGAAGCGCUGCAUCACAGGGGACGCUCCUCGCACUGGGCUGGACAGUGAAGGUGUGGACACCAUAGGCACUGGUGGACGGAGUGGGCAGGAGAAGGUGGAGAGGGAGCAGGCUGGGAAGGAGAAGGAGGUGGCAGAGGACAGGGAAGAGGAAGGAACAAGGGAAGAGGAGAAAGAAGAGGGGGAAGAGAAAGACAAAGAGAAAGAGAAGAAGGAAGAUGAAAAGGAAAAGGAAGCUGAGAAUGGCAAGGAGAAGGAAGGGGACAGCUUAGGACCAGGGACCCAUAGGGAGGCUGCCACUCCACCCAGGGAGCAGACAUGCGGCCCUGAGGGUUCCCGCUCUGUACUGGACUUGGUCAACUACUUCCUGUCCCCUGAGAGGCUGACAGCUGAGAACCGCUACUACUGUGAGUCCUGUGCCUCCCUGCAGGAUGCGGAGAAGGUGGUGGAGCUGAGCCAGGGUCCACGCUACCUCAUCCUCACACUACUGCGCUUCUCCUUUGACCUGCGUACCAUGCGGCGGCGUAAGAUCCUGGACGAUGUCACCAUCCCCCUUUUGCUGCGCCUGCCACUGGCUGGGGGUCAGGGCCAGGCCUAUGACCUCUGUAGUGUGGUGGUGCACUCUGGAGUGUCCUCAGAGAGUGGCCACUAUUACUGCUAUGCUCGUGAGGGUGCUGCUCGGCCAGCUCCUGUCCUGGGAUCCACAGAGAGGCCUGAGCCUGAGAACCAGUGGUACCUGUUUAAUGAUACCCGGGUGUCUUACUCAUCCUUUGAGUCUGUCAGCAAUGUCACCUCCUUCUUCCCUAAGGACACUGCCUAUGUGCUCUUCUACCGCCAGAGGCCCAGGGAGGACCCUGCGGCUGAGCCCGGCUCUCCUAGAGUCCGAGCAGAGCCUACCCUCCACAAGGACCUGAUGGAGGCCAUUUCCAAAGACAAUGUCCUCUACCUGCAGGAGCAGGAGAAGGAGGCCCGGAGCAGGGCAGCUUAUAUCUCUACACUCCCUGCCCCUCCACACUGGGGUAGGGGCUUCGAUGAAGACAAAGAUGAGGAUGAAGGCUCACCAGGGGGCUGCAACCCUGCAGGUGGCAAUGGUGACUUCCACAGACUGGUCUUCUAAUGGGAGUUCCCACUUGUUGGGGCUAUCACAGCCAACCUCAGAGUGGGCCAGGUGGAGCUCAGGGCCCAGGUAGAACACUCUGCCAUCUGGGGUUUUAGGGAGCUGUGGAGGCAAGCCCAGGGUGAAGCAGGUCUUUCUGAGGGCAAGGAGGAUGAAGAGGGACCAUUUGGGAUAUCAGUCUGUAGCUUGAAGUGCACAGAGAAACUGAAACCCAAAGCUCCUUAGGCAUUCAUCCUCUUACGAUGUUAUAGACUACUGUCCCGACUAACAAGGAGCAUCCACUCUGGGCUUUGCCUCCCUGCAGGGCCAAUCCUGGAAAGGCCAGCCAGCUCGGGAGCCAGGGUGGUGUCAGCUUGGUGUCCUGUGUCCAGUAGCACUUCUUUCUAGAUCCUUCACUCAGCUCUUUCUCAAUAGGAGAAAAGUCACAGUUGAAGUCAAGCCCUUGGGACAAGAAGGGGUGGCUAUGUCCCCAAUGCCCACCCUCUUGUUUUUUAAGGGGGUCCUUAAAAUAAGGUAUAUGAGUGUCUGCACCUGCUGUGUUUUACAGGCAUGUGGAUGGAAGGCAGCAUAGCACAGGAUCAGAGACAAGAAUCUUACCACAUGCCCCUCCCCUACCCCAAGUGACACUGUGGGAGAGCCCCUUGUCCUCCCUAGCCUGCCUCAGUGCCUGAGAUGCUGCCAUUGCAUCCCUGUCUAGUUAAGGUCCAGAGUCCUUAUUUUACUGAAGACAUUAGUCUGUCAGAAAGCCAUUGUCUCAUCUGAGGAAGCUAGCUGGCUUGGCUCCUCUGAUGGAAUGUGAGGGCUGGGUAGGUAUGAACUGUGUAUAAUGCACCUGACCUCAUCGUGCCCUGAGACUACUAUAGCCCCUUCUCAGUGAAGAGAAGAAACCUGUGUUCUUAAAUAGGAAUAAAAUUCUCUUCUCUGAAGGC
This is a messenger RNA of Mus musculus (house mouse), 6674 nucleotides long. It is a transcript of the gene Usp35, whose product is annotated as ubiquitin specific peptidase 35. The record is from RefSeq and is a predicted model, not a curated record. Gene Ontology annotation, biological process: protein deubiquitination; ubiquitin-dependent protein catabolic process. The transcript is spliced from 6 exons. NCBI's taxonomy places the organism in Eukaryota, Metazoa, Chordata, Mammalia, Rodentia, Muridae. Bases 4012 to 5745 code for a protein of 577 amino acids. Gene Ontology annotation, molecular function: cysteine-type deubiquitinase activity.